AUGUGGAAGCAUAAUUCAAGAUCUCAUCACCAGCCAUCUGAGCUUUUUUGGGCUCGAGUGGUUAUGCGCAAGUGGUUCAACAUUGCCACCAACAAUUCCGAUUACUCCGCCGACACAGACUCCGAUUCCGACUCUGAUUCGGACUCCGACCCAGAAAGUCAAUGGCAGGAAGAAUCACGAUUUGAUAACGACAGAAAUGAUGGAGUUCGUGUUGAUGCCUACGGGGUUCUUCCCAGGAUAAGAAGAAAGUCGGAGACAUUUAGGGCUCAGUAUAUAAACACGAAGGAAACCAGAAUAUGCGCAGGCACAUGGAAUGUUGGAGGAAGAGUUCCUUCAGACGACAUAGAUCUAGAUGGCUGGUUGGAUGUUCAUGACCCUGCUGACAUAUAUGUAAUUGGUCUUCAGGAGAUUAUACCAUUAAAUGCUGGUAACAUAUUUGGCGCUGAAGAUCAGCGCCCAGUUUCAAUAUGGGAAAACAGAAUUCGUGAAACUCUGAACAGAAUUCCUCAAGUCACUAAAUUCAAAUGCUACAGUGAUCCUCCUUCUCCAUCAAGGUUUAAGCCAUAUGAAGAUGCCCCAAACAUAGAUGAAAUCUUACAGAUUGACAGUGACAUUGAGGAAGAAAUCUGCCCAGUAAAUGAAGAAUUGAACUUUGUUAAUGAAUUUAAGGUUGGAACGUUCACAGGAGAUAAUGUUGUUGAUCUCGAUGCCUCUGUUUCCAUUGACAAACACAACUUGGGAAUUUCAGUUGAAAAGGAGUUGCAACGCCAAUUUUAUUCUCCAAUUAACCUGGACAGAUUGUACUGCUUCAGGACAGAGGAUUCUGAAGAAAAUAUAGCAUUGCCAAGCACCCAGUAUAUCAAUAAGUUAGCCAGAACGCUAAGUGGGACAGAACGGAUUGGUUUAAUUUGGCCAGAGCCACCUCUACAUCUUUUGGGUCAGCAUGUUUUAAGGAAAACUAAUUCUUUCAAAGCCUCCAAAUCUUUCAGGACAUAUAGUUCUUUCAAGCCAAACAUGUCCGGUGAAAAUAGAAUGAGAUCAGAUAUAGCUUCACUUGCCGUGCUUGACCUUGAGAGCCUGAUAAACCGGAGAAAAAGGUCCCCUUACGUUAAAAUAGUAAGCAAGCAAAUGGUUGGAAUUUUUCUUACCAUCUGGGUUCGUAGAAGCAUGCGAAGGCAUAUACAGAACUUAAACGUGUCUUCUGUUGGUGUUGGUGCUAUGGGCUAUAUAGGCAACAAGGGAUCAAUAUCUGUUAGCAUGUCUAUAUAUCAGACGCUCUUCUGUUUCAUUUGUACUCAUCUCACGUCAGGUGAGAAGGAUGCUGAUGCAGCCAAAAGAAUCGCUGUUGUCCAAGAAAUACAUAGACGGACUCACUUUAAUUCGCUUUCUAGUAUUGGACUUCCUAAAAGCAUCCGUGAGCAUGAGAGGAUAAUCUGGCUGGGGGACCUAAAUUAUCGUAUUAAUUUGUCAUAUGAGAAAGCAAGAGAGCUAAUUUUGAAGGAGGACUGGGCUAAGUUAAUGGAGCAUGAUCAGCUCGUCAGAGAGCUUAGGAAAGGUCGGGCCUUUGAUGGAUGGUCUGAAGGUACUUUGAACUUUGCUCCAACUUACAAAUAUCAGACAAAUUCAGAUACUUACUGUGGAGAGGAUUCAAGGGCUGGGAGGCGCACUCCAGCAUGGUGUGAUCGCAUUCUCUCUCUUGGGAAGGGAAUGAAGCUUCUAAGCUAUAGGAGAAGUGAACUUGGGCUAUCUGAUCAUCGACCUGUGACUGCCUCUUAUAUGGUGGAAGUUGAAGUAUUUUCUCCAAAGAAGUUGCAACGGGCACUCAUUUUCACUGAUGCAGAAAUCGCAGAAUUGAACUAG
This is a messenger RNA of Fraxinus pennsylvanica, 1860 nucleotides long. Lineage: Eukaryota; Viridiplantae; Streptophyta; Magnoliopsida; Lamiales; Oleaceae. The record is from the annotation of a GenBank genome assembly.